Molecule: messenger RNA, 978 nt
Organism: Symbiodinium sp. CCMP2592
Lineage: Eukaryota; Dinophyceae; Suessiales; Symbiodiniaceae
Source: the annotation of a GenBank genome assembly
AUGAGCUCCAGCUGUAUGUUGCUACUCAACAAGGCAGUGGCGACGUUUGUGCACGAUCGCUUCAGUUUGAUACUGGUCCAAUCUGUCACGUCUGUGCUGAUGAACUUUCUUGGAACAAGCAUCGGAAUCUUCCGAGAGCUCAAGCCUUUCACAACGGACAUGUUCCGAUUGUUCUUGCCACCUUCGCUUAUCUUCUUCUGCAUGCUUCUCACCUCGCUGAUCAGUUUGCCACAGGUGUCUGUCGCGACAGUUUUGGUGGCGCGGUCUGUCGGACUCUGCUUCGUGGCGACGGGGGAAUACUUUCUUUUCAGCAACGCCAAAGAUCUGGCGCAGAAGGUGGGGCUUGCCAUCAUCGUGGUGGGCGCCGGCAUCUAUGGUGCAACGGACAUUACAUAUGCGGCACAAGGCUAUUCUUGGCUUUGCAUAAACUCCUUGCUCAACAUUACUUGUCAACUCUGGGAGAAGCGAGCGAUUUGCAAAGCGGUCAACCAAACUGCCGAAGGCCUGGCUAUCGUGCAGAAUACGCUGGUCAUCCCUAUUGCUUUGUCGAUGCUUCUCUACACAAGAGAGACUCCUAUUCAGACCAUAUCCACCGCACCGACGAGUAUACAGCUCUCUGUCUUUCUCUCUGCGACCCUUGGAUUUCUGAUAAACUUGAGCUACGUGCGGGUGAACUUGAGCUUCCAGGUGACCUCCAUCGCAGUGGCAAGCUCCCUGAGCCGUGUUGUGGCCCUGCUGAUAGGUUCAAAACUCUUCGGCGAGGCCAUGACACGCAUUCAAGUCUUUGGCGCCGCUGUUUGCCUGUUCGGCUCCGCUGUUUACAGCAGCGUCCCUGUCAAGUUUGCCUUGCCGGUAACUUUGGGUGCGCUGGUGGGAGUUCUCGGGAUGCAGAUGGACCGCCUUGCAUACUCUUUGAGUGGCGACCUGGCUGUUCGCGUGGUGGAAGAAGGCUCGGCUAAGCCGCAGUGGUACCCGUAA